This is a messenger RNA of Hevea brasiliensis (rubber tree), 3385 nucleotides long. RefSeq lists its product as uncharacterized. NCBI's taxonomy places the organism in Eukaryota, Viridiplantae, Streptophyta, Magnoliopsida, Malpighiales, Euphorbiaceae. The coding region runs from base 123 to 3077 and encodes 984 amino acids. Gene Ontology annotation, biological process: mitotic DNA damage checkpoint signaling; protein phosphorylation. The record is from RefSeq and is a predicted model, not a curated record. The transcript has 15 exons. Gene Ontology annotation, cellular component: nucleus. Gene Ontology annotation, molecular function: ATP binding; protein serine/threonine kinase activity.
CAAAUCUGCCAAAUCCGCGCCCCUCUCUCUCUCUCUCUCUCUCUCUCUCUCUCUACAAUUCUGCAAAUGUUCCAUUUCCAUCUCAAGCCCUAAACUCACUUCCAUCCCUCAACUAAGUCGCUAUGCAAACUCACCUUCCACACUCACAACUCGUUCCGUUCGACUCGCUCCCUGUCACCUCCAUGGAUUCCGAGUCACAAAAAGCAUGGCACCUCCUCUCCCUCCUCCUCUCACUCGGUCACCCAACUUCACCUCUCGAGCUCGCAUCCCGAUGCACUCUCUUCCGAGCCACUCCCGAUCUUAUCAUAUCUCUCUGCUCCACUCCUAACUCACCCAUCACUUUAACUACCAGCAGCGGCGGUCUUCAUGUAACAGUUUCGCUUCUAGGCCUUUUCGCUUUUCAACGAUUUGUCUCUAAUGUCAACUUGAUUGGCUCGUUUCUGACUCCGAUCGGGACCCAAGUCUGUGGACCUGGGAUGUUAAAGGAUGUUGUAAGGGUGUACUUCAGGAAGCGGAAGCGGAUCGGAUUUGAUUCUGGAGAAGUGGAUGAGAAUUAUGGAUCAGUUUCUCUUCCUUUAAAAAGAAUUCGAAAUGCUUACCCCAAGGUGCACUUCCAGAUAGCUCAAGGUAUCAGCAGGAGCAUUAAUGCUGAGUCAAGUUUCGUGUCUAAUAAAACAAAUAACAUGAUUCUGCCACCUGCCUUAUUCAGCAAAACCAUGGGCAAUAGUGUAAUCUAUAACCUAAGGAACGCCGAACAAGUUGACGAUGAGAUGAAUACAAGUGUUGUGGAAAGCAAGGAGCACAAAAGAAUCAUGGCGCCUAAGCUGGAUGAAGAAUCUGCUCUUCUGAGAAAGAUGUUGGGUAAUCAAGCUGUGUGCCAAGAAAUUAAAGUAGAUGAGGCAGAUUUAAAAAGUAGAACAGAUAUUGAUGCUACUUUUUGGAGGGAAGAUUUUAAACAGAUUACUAUAUUACCAGAAGUGUGUGCAAGUGUUAAUGAUGCUUGUGAUGCUGUAAAUGAUUGUUCCAUUCAAAAAGAAGGAAUUAAAUGCAAGGAAGAGGAACUGUUAAUUGGUUCUCGUAACUUGAAAGGAGAAGCAGAAAACUUUUUCCAACCAAUUGGUACUGCUCUUUUGGAUACACCAAUAGAAGGAGACAGCAAAUGGAUGAAUGAACUGCGACCUUUGGAUAAAGAGGGAGCAACUACUUUUUCAAAGAACCAGGAUAUCUUUCCAGUGAUUGAGCUCCCAGCAGUUAAGAAGCAGUUGUUGAAAACCUCUGCCAAGAUGAAGCUCACUUUUGUAGAAGCAAAGACUCCACCAAGACAUCAAGCUGUUAAUCAAUCUUUGGAGGGGAGUAAGCCAAUACGCACUCCUGGAGAAAACCAUCAAGUUAAGAGAAAUCUCGUGGCAAUUACUAAAGCACAAAAAUCAAGGAAACGUGACAAUAUGCUUAUUAAAGAUGGCAGGAAGGAUGUUGCUUCUUUUUCUCACAUGGAUCAAGUGGAAACCAAGGGCCUGCCAUGCUUUCAGUCUUAUAUUGCAGAAGAGGAAGAAGGUUCAGGUGGUUAUGGCAUUGUUUACAGAGCUCGGAGGAAGAGUGAUGGGACCACAGUUGCAAUUAAAUGCCCUCAUGCAAAUGCUAAUAAGCACCACGUUAGCAAUGAACUAAGGAUGCUGGAGCGCUUUGGGGGUAAAAACUUUGUCAUAAAAUAUGAAGGCUGUAUUAAGAGCGGAAAUUCUGACUGCUUUGUUCUGGAGCACGUUGAGCAUGAUAGACCAGAGGCGUUGAAGAAGGAAAUAAAUAUUUAUCAGCUACAAUGGUAUGGUUAUUGCAUGUUCAGAGCACUUGCUAGUCUUCAUAAGCAGGGGAUAGUCCACAGAGAUGUCAAACCUGGCAACUUCCUUUUCUCUCGCAAGGCCAAUAAAGGUUAUCUCAUUGAUUUUAACCUUGCCACGGAUCUGAGCCAAAAGUACAGAGCAACAAACAAAUUAAAAGCAGGGAAUGAUGUAUGCUUCAAUCAUGUUGCACUUCCCAAUGCUAAAUCUAUUCCUCCUCCUAAAAAUAGUAGGAUUCCAAGUGCUAAAUCUUUGGAUGCAUUCAAUCAAGAGGCAACAAAAAGCUUAAAGAUAACUUUAGAAUCCAAGAUCCAAAAAAAGAGAGCGGUGGAUAGAACAAAGGCCCAGAAUGACUUGAAUGGUCAUAAUGUAAUGAAAAGUCAAGGAGCUGAUGGCUCUGGCAUAACUUCAGUGAAGGAUGGGACAAGUACUAGGACUCCUUCUGUAGAAAGGCCCAGAGAGCCUUUGCCAUGCCAAGGUAGGAAGGAACUCAUCAACUUGUUGCAGGAAGCAAUGCAGAGUCCAAAUCGCGAAGGAUCAAGUGUUCCAGCUUCUAUGAGAAAGAGGAUUGCUGCGCCUCCUCGAAAAGUGGAUGAAAGAUUUAUUUACCUUACUCCAAUGACUCUGCAUUCAACUGGAAUUGCUAGUCCUGGUACCUGCUUAAUUAAGAACAAAGAAGAUGGGAAGCACAAGAAAGAAGGUCCAUGUGUUGGAACCAAAGGUUUCCGGGCUCCAGAGGUCUUGUUCAGGUCUCCCCAUCAAGGACCCAAGGUUGAUAUUUGGUCUGCAGGGGUCACCUUACUCUACCUAAUGAUAGGAAGAACACCCUUUUAUGGCGAUCCUGAACAGAACAUGAAGGACAUAGCCAAGCUAAGAGGAAGUGAAGAUCUGUGGGAAGUUUCAAAGUUACAUGACCGGGAAUCCUCAUUCCCAGCGGAACUAUAUAAAAUAGAGUCUUUUCCAUCUACGACUCUACAGGAAUGGUGCAAAAUAAACACAAAAAGACGGGAUUUCCUUGAUAUAAUUCCAAGCUCGCUUAUUGAUCUGGUGGACAAAUGCCUGAUAGUGAACCCAAGAUUGAGGAUCAGUGCAGAGGAUGCAUUAAAGCACGAGUUCUUUUCUCCAUGCCAUGAGAGUUUAAGAAAGCAUAGGCUCCUCAGGCAAGGGCUCAGCUUGGACUCUGGAACUAGUCUUCCUUCACAUGGACAAAGGCACAAAGCAAUGGAAAAGGAAUGCCUGUGAAGAUUUCUCAUCAGCAAGCUUGAUUUAGGUAUAUGGAUUGGUACUCUCUUCUAAACUUAAACUGAUCUUAGGUUAACCCACUUCUUGUAGCUAAAUGUGCUACCCAUGCCAUGUAAGCUUGAGUUCUUUUUGUCAGUCUUUUCAUCCCAAGUAAAAUUUUGCAGUGUUGUAUCUGCAUUGCUCCGAAACGCUGAGAAAUAGUAGCUCUUACUACAAUCAAGUGUACGUAAAAAAGCCUUCUAUGCACAGUGGCAAUAUGCUUAUUCUUUCCCUAAUAUAAACAUUCGCUUUACUGAUUUUUAGCAGCA